AUGUUCGCAGACUCACGAACAGAGUGUUGCACGCUGUCCCCAACAUUGUUCCAGGUGUUCAUCAACGACCUAUUGGAAGUCGUAGAGGCGGUGCGGAAGGGCGUAAAAGCAGGGGACACGGAAACGUCGGUUUCAGGAAUGCUGUUUGCGGAUGAUUUUGUCGGUGUGUCGGACACCCCUGAGGGACUGCAACUGCACAUUGACGCGGAGAAGAAGGAAGCUGCACCCAAUACUCGCAAACCGGCACCUCGAUACACGCACCAGAUUGAAGAUGAAAGCAGCGAAAAUCANAUCAACGAUCUGUUGGAAGUCGUAGAGGCAGUCCGGAAGGGAGUAAAAGUAGGGGACACGGAAACGUCGGUUUCAGGAAUGCUGCUUGCGGAUGAUUUUGUCGGUGUGUCGGACACCCCUGAGGGACUGCAACUGCACAUUGACGCGGAGAAGAAUGCCGUCAUGGUUUGCAACGAGAACAAGAAGGAACCAGUAGAACAUAAAUGGAAGUGGGGGAUCGAGGAGAUUGCAGUGAGUGACCAGUACACAUACCUCGGAGUAGAGAUCGCAAAAGACUGCUCGUGGAAUGCACACAUGUCCAAGGUAGCGGAAAAGGGCAAAGCACGAGCAGGGAAGCUGCACCCAAUACUCGCAAACCGGCACCUCGAUACACGCACCAGAUUGAAGGUAUUGAAGAGCGUAAUCGUACCGCCACUAGAGUACGCCGGAGAAGUAUGGGAAGGAAAAAAGAAGGUUGUGAAAAACCUCGAGGCGGCGCAGAUGAAAGCAGCGAAAAUCAUCGUAGGAUGCUCCAAGCGCACAAGUAAUGUAGCCGUCAGGGCAGAAUUGGGGAUCCGAUCCCUACGGUCGGGAAGACACGCGAGAAAGCUGAAAUGGCAGUAUCGCAUGUGCGGGAUGGGAGAGGUGCGGUGUCGAAUGCCUUUUUCACGUCCAGGAAGAAGCAGUACGUCGGCUUUCCCGCCCUCUUUCUACCUUGAAUGA
Ectocarpus sp. CCAP 1310/34 is the source of this 993-nucleotide messenger RNA. The record is from the annotation of a GenBank genome assembly. Lineage: Eukaryota; Phaeophyceae; Ectocarpales; Ectocarpaceae.